UUGUUUCAGUUGGGAACUUUUCAACGCUUGUCGCAAAAAUUAUCUUCAAACGACCUACGGAAUCAUUUCAAGUUAUGUAUGUUGCACCUCCAGUUAUAUUGGUAAUAGUAUCAUUUACUUCCUUCCUUCUCGACGACAAUGUUGAGGCCCGCAUCAUUAUAAUCACUGGCGUCUUAACGCAGCUCAUAAUGCAGUGGGCUGCGAUAUACAACAAACUGCCACCAGUAUCAGUUCUUACACAGCUUGAUGUGUGGAUGCUAACAAACCUUGCCUUUGUUGGAAUUGUUCUGAUAGUCAACGCUGUGAUCUGCCACUUUGUUAUUAAGGAGAAAGAAGAGAAAGAAGAAAUGAAAGAACGAAAAACAAAAAAGGAAAAAAUUAAAACGAAAACAAAAGUCCAUAAGUCAAGUGAUAAUGCACUUGAAGGCAGUAAGUCUGAGAUACAGGCAAGCAGUCAACAAGUAGGACAAACCGACGAACGUACUAGACUUCUUGAUUCUAAGCAGCCAACAUACCAUUCAACUGAGAAUUCAACCGAUCAAGCCAUUGGAAAGAAACCUAACUGUGUUGAAACACCUUGUCAACUACUCUCUGAAAAAAAAGGCUUGGAGGAGGACUUCCAUGAAUUUCUCGAAGAUAACGAGGAAAUUACAACAUCAACAAAAUGGGAAGAUGCAAAAAAUAUUCUUAAAGAAGAUCCGCGUUUUGAACGUGCUAGAAUAAUCGACAUGGCAUCAACGUGGUAUCAAACAUACUUAGAUAAGAAGAAAAAGGAAAAUUUCCAGUGCCUGUUAAAGGAAAAACUGAAGACAUUUACAAUGAAAUGGUUUUCAAAAUGGGAAAGAGUAAAAUGGAAGAUAGAUCACGAUCCUAGAUAUGCCGUUGUUGAUGUUGCUAAAAGAAAGCAAUGGUUUAACGAAUACCAGCGUAGUCAAAUAUUGACAUAUAUCAACGCUAUUUGUUUUGUUGGAAUAGCUGUUCUUUAUUUUUCUUUCGUCGGAAUUUUCUGGAAAAUGUGGGCAAAAAACAAUAAGGAAUGAGGAAAUACUUGUCUACAUAUACUUAAUACCAAAUUAUAUUAUAGUGGGUACUUUAUUAAUUGAUUUUGUUACAAUGAUGUUAAACCCUUAUAGCGGCCGAAUAGCGGAAAUAUUCAUCCAGGCAAAACAUUGAAACGCUGAAUUUUUAACAUGGAGAUUGUAAUGAUUGAUAUUAGCAUGUGUUUUUCUUGCUCUUAUUGGCAAAACAGGUGAAAUUUUAUAAUUCUGAAAACACGCUGCAGAUAUAAAUUUGAUCCAAAAUUGUAAGAAAUAAAUGAAUAGCUGAAAAACUAAUUGUAUCUAAGAUUGCAAAAGGGGUUAGCUAUGUUGGUAUAAACGAGGGGUGUUCAAACAAUUUAGUAAUUGUUACUACGCAUUGCUGGGGCUGAAAACAGGUGACCAAAAUUUUAACUCAAGCAAGCAAAUCAGAAAAUUUCUCAGGAUUACAAUUUUUAAGCAACAUUUUUUGCGCUAUAGAAAAAUUUUGACUGUUGGUCUAGUUUCAACAAAUGUGGACUCAUUUAGCACGAACUUUCUUUACAAUAGAACGUUCAGUAAAAAUGUGCUUGACCCUCGCUUCUAAAAUGCUUAUAUUGUGAACUAUUUUUGUAAAAAAAAAUCUUCAGCCAUCCUCCAAACAAUAGCAAUGUUUCCCUUUGUUGCUGCACCAACACACCUGUUUUGACAACUAUUAUCUUGAAUUCUAUUUUGAUCACCAAUAACCUGAUAUCAAACUUAUAUAUCAUACUACGAAACCAUCGCCGAGCACCAAAACACAACUUUAAAGAUUGCAUACAAUGUUAAAGGUUAUACCUUACUGUACACCCGGCAUAACAAAGCUCCUACACGUUUCGCAAUCCUUGGUCACAAAUCUAAAAUAUUUCAAUUAUAACUGUAUUCACAUGGAAGAGUAAUUUUUCGUUAUAUAUGAAUCAUGCAAUCUAUAAAAUAGAUGUUGAUGUUCUGCCAAGAAACCAGAUAUCAGUGAAAGCUAUACGUGAUGUUUAAGAAAAACGACUCAUCUGAAAUUAAAACAAUAAACACUUCAUGUCAUGCUCAUUAAUACCUAAAGUCAAUUACAUUGAUAUUCCGAUAUCGGCAUUAUUAAAGAAAUUGUGAUACUUACUGCUUUAAAGCAAAUUCAACAAGCUAACAAUAUUAGAAUAAAUAAACACCUUAACGCAAAUGUAUAUAUGACGAUUUCAUAGUUUAUUUGUAUAUGUUAUUUUGUAAUAUUUUUCUGAGCUAAUUGCAAGAACUGUUAUUGUAGACCUUAAUUGUUAUUUCACAUGGUACGUAAAUCAUAAGUGAGAUGAGCUACCUUGGGGCCCUCUAUGAAUAUUAUGUAGUCUGAUUUACACAAAUAUCUCAACUGAAUACAUCUCGGGCUGUCUCUGUAUUUUAUUCCGGUUCUUAUAAGUCGUAUAAAUGUUACGUUCUGCUCAGCCCGUGACUAGAGGACGAGGACGGUUGCUUCCAUUGUCACACCCUCCAAGAGCAGGCUCAAUCAAACAAUGCCUCCAACAUUUUCAUUUUUGUCAUGUUGGGCGACUUGUAGAUCUCUACAUUUUUUCUAUGUCCGCUGAAAACUAUUUCCUAACUUGCAAAUAACUAUUUGUAGUCCAUGGUUUGUAUUAGUAUUUCAUUAUUUUUUCUGUAUUUUCAAACGUAUGUUCUUACAUCUUUUUCAAAAA
Messenger RNA from Mercenaria mercenaria, 2734 nucleotides. RefSeq names its product ligand-gated ion channel 50-like. Gene Ontology annotation, cellular component: membrane. The transcript is spliced from 7 exons. The record is from RefSeq and is a predicted model, not a curated record. The coding region runs from base 75 to 1040 and encodes 321 amino acids. NCBI's taxonomy places the organism in Eukaryota, Metazoa, Mollusca, Bivalvia, Venerida, Veneridae. Gene Ontology annotation, biological process: monoatomic ion transport.